AAGUAGGCGGAUUGCAGUGACUGACUGCCCAAUGGCAGCCCCGGGUCUCAGGAGAGUUACAGAGAGAGAGGGGGAGAGAGAGAGAGAGAGAGAGAGGCACUUUCUGCCAUCCAAAUCCCUUAAACCAUCCUCAUUCCAACACGAGAACCCACUGUAACAACUUCCAACCACUGAGACAUGACAGGCAGGAGCCCAGAGGCAGCAGCAGCAGCGAGAGCAGCAGCAGCAGCACACACUCUGCACAGGGAGCAGCAUUAGCACCAGGGGAAUACUACACACAACAAUACAAACAAACAAACAAACAAACAGACAAAGCCCCCCCAAGCCCAAGGGACUGGAUUCCAACUCAGAUUCAAGCCACAACUGACACCAAAAAGGGUGGGGAAUUACGACCAGGGGGGGCCCGAAAGGAAUAACCAAGGAAGCGAACUCAAGAGUGUAAACGGCAUUCAGCCAUGAUCCUUUUUUCAUCUCGCAGUGUGUUACUCUCAGUGUAUUACCCUCAGAUUUUCCUCAUCCUUACCAGUGGGAGUUACCUGUAAGUGAUCCAGAUUUUUUUUUUUUUCGAAAUACUGUUUGCAAUGCCCCCGCUAGCAGCUACCUAGGGGCAACGCGCAGAGCGAGCAGAGGGAGCCGGGAGAAGCCAGCACGGGCGGCAGCUCCGUGCGGUGCGUGGUGGUGAGGAUGGUGGUGGUGGUGGCGGCGGAGGAGGAGGAGGAGAUGCUGUGCUGGUGGCGGUGCUGGCGCUGCUGGUCGGACCCCGCCGGGGGAAGGGACGCACCGCCAGGUAACUCCCGGGGCUGCCCCGCCGGCGAGGCCGGGGCCCGGCGUGCCCGCAGCGGGGGCGGCGCACCUGGGAGGGCGGCGGGGCAACGGGACGCGGAGCGGCCGGCGUCUCCCCUGGGAUUCCGACCCCGACUCCUCCUCCUGCCAAACCGGAGAUGGGCAUCGCUUCGCGCCCGUCGGGGGAAGACUGUUUGCUUGCUGAGAUCCCGGGGAGCGCGGGGUUGCCGCAGCCGGCGGCGAGUGCCCAGCCCGGGCCGCCCGCGGAGAGCUCCCGCCGCCGAGGCGCUCGCCGGCCGGCUGCUUUCGCUCCGGAGGGAUCUCCGGUCCCGCAGUUAGAGCUGGUUCCGGGAUCUUUUCCUUGUGAGGAAGGGGGUGGAGAGCUUUGUCAUCCGUGGUGGCUUUAGGAGCUAAUAUAAUCUGCAACAAAAUCCCAGGCCUGGCCCCUCGGCAGCGAGCAAUCUGCCAGAGCCGCCCUGAUGCCAUCAUUGUGAUCGGGGAAGGGGCACAAAUGGGAAUCAAUGAGUGCCAGUACCAGUUUCGGUACGGGAGGUGGAACUGCUCUGCGCUGGGAGAGAAAACAGUCUUUGGACAAGAGCUUCGAGUAGGAAGCAGGGAAGCCGCGUUCACCUAUGCCAUUACUGCUGCCGGGGUUGCACACGCUGUCACGGCCGCCUGCAGCCAGGGCAACCUCAGCAACUGUGGCUGUGACCGAGAGAAACAGGGCUACUACAACGAGGAGGAGGGCUGGAAGUGGGGAGGAUGCUCUGCGGAUAUCAGAUACGGCAUUGAGUUCUCCCGGAGGUUUGUUGAUGCCCGAGAAAUCAAAAAGAAUGCACGGAGGCUGAUGAACUUGCACAACAAUGAGGCUGGAAGAAAGGUUCUCGAAGAGAGAAUGAAACUGGAGUGCAAGUGUCAUGGAGUUUCAGGUUCCUGUACCACUAAGACCUGCUGGACCACACUUCCUAAAUUCAGAGAGAUUGGAUAUAUUUUGAAAGAGAAAUACAAUGCUGCAGUGCAAGUGGAGGUGGUACGAGCCAGUAGACUGAGACAGCCAACCUUCCUGAAGAUCAAGCAGCUUAAGAGCUACCAGAAACCCAUGGAAACGGAUUUAGUGUAUAUCGAAAAGUCACCCAACUACUGUGAGGAAGAUGCUUCCACAGGGAGCAUCGGUACCCAGGGACGACUCUGCAACCGCACCUCUCCCAACGCGGACGGGUGCGACAUGAUGUGCUGCGGGAGAGGCUACAACACACACCAGUACACCAAGGUGUGGCAAUGCAAUUGCAAAUUCCACUGGUGCUGCUUUGUGAAGUGCAACACGUGUAGUGAGCGGACAGAGGUGUUCACCUGCAAAUAACAGCGUCACGUGUGAACAAACAGAGCAAAUCACGACUGAGGAAAGUGGAGUACAACAAACAACGACAGCAUCAUUUUGCACAUCUAAUCCUCUUGGGGAAAAGAACCCCAGCCAACACCACAACAACCACUCCCCCCCACUACUUACACUUCUAAGGAUGGUGCAUUUUGGCUGGCUGGCUGUUGUAACUGCUUUGGAAACAUGGGCAACAAGAUUAAGGUGAUGUUGACAACCACAUGAAACUUUCUCUCUGUCUCUCUCUCUUUUUUUUUUUUUUAAAAAACCUACAAUCUGGGUGUAGCAGAGUUCUUUUAGUAUUUUAAAUUAUACAUAUCAGAGAAGCUGAUUGCAUUGCAGCUCCCAUGACAUUUAAAAGAAAAAGACACUUUCUCCUAUUUUACAGCAACAAAACUGUCUAGCCCUGUGCAAACGAAGACUUUUUUUAAGGAAAUGAAAUCGUCACUGACUAGAACACAGCAUUCUCACUGCAAAAACCAAAAUUUCUAAGAAAGUAGGUAGAGAGAAAACAACUCUUAGGGAGCAAAAUCUAUGGCAGAAAUACUCCACUAUCAGUUUGGAAAAAAACCCAACAAACAUUCACAAAAUUACAUCAGCUGCCAGUGACACUGGAAGUCUUUGAAUGAACAUUAAAAAUAAUUAUUUAUGUUUUUAAUAGUAUCAAAAAAUUCUAAGCACUAACGGGUAGCUAUGUCUUAACUCUGUACUAAAUGUAAACUUAUUGGAACUCUGACUUAAUGACUUUUGUAUUUGGUUCUCCCUAAGUUCUUCAAUGCUACUGAUCUGUUGUCACUCCACUAUUAGAGAGUUCAAUUACUGUAGGUUUAAGCAAUUGUCAGAACUGAGCAAAAACAUCACAUGAAACUUUGGUUACCAAUGUUUGAUAUAGAUGUUUCCCACUUGCCUCCUGAAUAGGAAUGACUUUUUUUAGACUCAGGCCUGAGGUGUGGAGCACCUGCUCACAGCUCCUCACAGGGAGUUUUAGGAUACAGAGACAUGCUUCAACAAAUAUCAAAGGUUUUGCUUUGACAUUGAAUGCACUGGCAGGAUCUUCCAGGCAUUGUGUUUUCCCUUUAAUGGUUAAAAGUUAAUAUUUCCAAGACUUUUAAAAAACUUAUGCUCAGUAUGCACUCAGAAGUCAAUGAAAGUGUGGCAGCUGAGCUCUAGGUUGCUGCAACCUCUGAGCUGCCAUGGCUCCAUGAGCAUAAGAAAGCCAAAAUUUGAGUUAGUCUGUGUCAUCAUUAUUUUAAGGUUGGCAAUAAUGUACCCCCUGGUAAGCACAUGAAUGUUAAAAAAAAGAAGCUCACUUCUUAAUAGCACUCAAUCCUAAUUCCCACACCUUUUCCCUAUGAGAGAUUUUAAAAACAGCCUCAGAUAUUUUACUGCUGUAAAAUCUAGUGUUUUAACCCCAAGAGCCCAGAUAUGCCCACUUAGAACACAGCCCAUUUAACCAUGUAAUUGUUUUCUUUUCCCAUGGGUCCCUGCCUGAUUUUCUGAAAACUUGAAUUAAAAAUUUCCUUACAUCUGCAUAUCUGCAUUUUUAGCUUUUGUUUUAUUUCAUUACUUAUAUUAAGGGGCUGCAGAGCCAUGAGCCUUGCCCACCUGACAUGGAAGCACUUGUCCAUCCACAUGGUGCUCUUGGGGCAAGGGGCUGGUGGACCUGGAGCUCCACCAUCUCCCAUGCUGGACAUGUGAAUGAGCCAGAAUUACCUCUGUAAUUUGUGGACCUGUACUAUCAAAGGUAACUAAUGAUUUGGGGACCUUCAUUUGAACACUUGUGAGGACCUGACUUUCUGACCCCAAGCACUUACCCUCUGAAAAUCAGACCCCUUUGAUUACUCCCUCACAGAGCAAUGCAAAAUUGCUUAUUUUUUACGUUGUUGCUCUUGAUUUCUAAAUACACUCAUUCAUGCCUUGGCAUGAAUGAGUGCAACUACACAGAAGUCAACAGGGGCUCCCAAAAUACUAGAUUCACUCCAUGUAAUUGAAAGUCCCUUGGAUUCAUGGGUAUUGUUGUUGAAUAAUAGUGAUAAUACUGUACUUUCACUACAUUCUUGACAGGAAGCAAAUAAAGCUCCCAAACACAGUAAUGCACAGUUUUAUGGUACUAGAUACUGUAAAUAUAUUAGAAUAGUAUUUGUUAAGUACAAUUGAGGAAUCCAAUUAAGUUAUAUUAUUGUAUAUCGUUUAAAUGUCUAUAGAGUAUUUUAAAUUAUUGUGAACUACACUGUGUUUAAAAAAAAAGAAAAAAAAAGGAAAAAAGGUUAUAUAUUAUAACACCAACCACUCCAAAAAGUGGACCAAGGUGACACUUUCUCUCUUCCACACCCCUAUUUGAAAUAGCUCUGUCUGCUACUGUAAGACCACUGUAACAGUCCCACGACUGGGUGAGCAGUCUGGAAUGUAAUGUUUCAGAGCAUUCUACAGAAGCUUUGCUCAUGUGGAGGUGCAGCAUUCAAAAAGAUGAUGUAUGACACAAAGCAGGGGCUGGCAGUGGGAAUGCUUGGACUUUGAAAUAUGUCCCACGGAAAAGUAGUUUUGGCCAGAAAAUACCGUUGCCACUAAUAUACCAAAACAUUCCCCAAAAUCACAACUUUCAAUGAAGGUGUCUGUGAGUAGAAGUGGGUUACACACAACUUUUAUUUUUAAAAAUAUCGUUUGAUGUCAAAGACCUGUGACAAUAGAGGUUGGAACACGACCAGCAACAUGUGGUUUAACUAUACCUUAGCCAUGACAAAACUCAACAUACUUUAUGUUAUUAAAGAACUUAAGAGCAAAGAUCAAUUUGUUUACUAUGUUAAUGUUUUAUGGCAAACAGAAAACAAGAGACUAAAUGUGUUUCCAUUAAAACUUAAUUUUUCC
This is a messenger RNA of Poecile atricapillus (Black-capped chickadee), 5023 nucleotides long. RefSeq names its product Wnt family member 7B (gene WNT7B). Gene Ontology annotation, cellular component: extracellular region. Gene Ontology annotation, biological process: canonical Wnt signaling pathway; neuron differentiation; positive regulation of JNK cascade. The record is from RefSeq and is a predicted model, not a curated record. The transcript has 4 exons. The coding region runs from base 1295 to 2143 and encodes 282 amino acids. Gene Ontology annotation, molecular function: cytokine activity; frizzled binding. NCBI's taxonomy places the organism in Eukaryota, Metazoa, Chordata, Aves, Passeriformes, Paridae.